ACCCCAGAAAACGAAACGACGCUCCCUCUUGCGUUUUGGGGCUUCCGCGACUUGACACGUCUCGAGCUCGGAACGAAAAACCAAUGGCGACGGAAGAAGUCGCCGUCGAGGGUGGAGACGUCGACCGGCGCGACGUGUCGGCGUCGGAGGAAGAAGUCUCCGUCGUGGGCGGCGACGUCGAAUGGCACGACGUGUCGGCGUCGCGCCUCUCUCCGAGCUCGACCGUGCCCAACGCCACGCCCAACGCCAUCUCCGUCGACAUCGUCGACGUCGACAGGUACGACGUGCCGGCACCGUGCUUCGCUCCGGUCGCCGCCGGGGGCAACACCAAGUCCAACGCCAUCUCCGUCGAGGAGUACAUGGAGGACAGAGACCUCCAUGAAGCGAUCGUCGCUUCUCUUCUCCAAACCGGGUGCCAAAGCCUCAACAAGGACGACGACGUGCGAGUCCUGGACUCGGUUCCCGCCGGAACUCGGUCAUCGUCUUCGCGAAAGCGAAAGAAGCCAUAUAGUGGCUCCUCGGUCACCGAACCUGGUGAGGCGUCGAAUUCCAAGCCCGAUCCUUCAUUUAUCUGUGAAAUUUGCGUCGAGACGAGGACCAACAGCGACCUGUUUCGUAUUAAGGGUUGUAGUCAUGCGUAUUGCAAGGAUUGCGUUACUAGAUACAUAGCUUCAAAGCUUCACGACAACGUGACGCGCAUAGGCUGCCCUGUCUCGGGCUGUGGCGGUGUCCUGGAGCCGGGUUGUUGCAGGUCCAUACUCCCUCCGGAGGUGUUCGACCGUUGGGGCAAUGCAUUGUGCGAGGCCCUGAUUUUGGAGGCGGAGAAAUUUUACUGCCCGUUUAAGGAUUGCUCGGCAUUGUUGAUCAAAGAUGGAGGCGAGGCGGUCGUGAGGGAAUCGGAGUGUCCGAAUUGCCGGCGGUUGUUCUGUGCGCAGUGUAGAGUGCCAUGGCACGCGGACGUGGAUUGUCAGGAGUUUCAGGGGUUAAAGGAGGGGGAGAGAGAGAGGGAGGACAUAAUGUUGAUGAAGCUGGCUCAGAACAAGCGCUGGAGGAGGUGCCCUAAUUGCAGUUUCUACGUUGAGAAGAUUGCUGGUUGCGGGGCUGUGAUGUGCAGGUGCGGAAAAUACUUCUCCUACUACUGAUGUGGAGCCCGAGCGAAAGAGCGACAUUACUGUACAAAGAGCCGGCAUCGAGCCCUCUCGGCAGGAUGUACAUAAUCUCUUCUUUAGGCCAUUGCAGC
Rhodamnia argentea is the source of this 1240-nucleotide messenger RNA. Its product is annotated as E3 ubiquitin-protein ligase RSL1-like. Gene Ontology annotation, biological process: positive regulation of proteasomal ubiquitin-dependent protein catabolic process; ubiquitin-dependent protein catabolic process; protein polyubiquitination. The record is from RefSeq and is a predicted model, not a curated record. Gene Ontology annotation, molecular function: zinc ion binding; ubiquitin protein ligase activity; ubiquitin conjugating enzyme binding. Lineage: Eukaryota; Viridiplantae; Streptophyta; Magnoliopsida; Myrtales; Myrtaceae. Gene Ontology annotation, cellular component: cytoplasm; ubiquitin ligase complex. The coding region runs from base 84 to 1142 and encodes 352 amino acids. The transcript has 2 exons.